AUGAAUAUCGAGAACGUUCUUUCCUCAACAUUUUCGGUGACACCACCAACUUCUCUGCCACCAUUCAACUUCAACUCAACAUCGAUCUCAUCGCUCCAAGCACUAACUCCACAGUCUAGCUAUUCCAAUUCUGCCACCCCGGCAAGCGACUGCUCAAGCUUGAGCCCAUCGGGUGGCUUGUCUGAGUGCAAUUGGCUCAUCAAACCUCCCAUAUCAUUGAAUGAAGUCAUCGCGUCAUCCAACUUAGGUGUCCGAUCUUUUCCAUUCAAUGAAUCAGCAGCAGGGAUCUUUCGGAAGGUACCAACGGACCAGAACAACGUGAAUGAUCCCGGUGUGCCAAUCUGUCAGAAACCACCGCGUCUGACCUGCAACGGAAAACGAGUCGGGCGUCCACCAGGUACCAACAAAGUGUACCUCAAGAAGCUUGAUUCAGUGGUGCAGUGUGAUAAUGGAGAAGAGGUCCAUGAAUGUAGAUGGAACAGGUGCCACAAAACUUUUACCAAUAAAAAUGACUUCUAUGCACAUAUGGCACUUCAUGUCAACUCUGACACCAGAAUUUGUCUCUGGGACGGGUGCGAUCGCCCAAUGUUCUCAGCAUUCUAUCAACUAACUGCUCAUCUGCGUACUCACACAAAAGAAAAACCACACGAGUGUGAUUGGGAAAACUGUGGAAAGAAGUACAGUCGUAGAGAGAACCUCAAAACUCACCGACGCACUCAUACCGGAGAAAAGCCAUAUGCAUGUGAUUACGCUGGCUGCUUGAAAAAGUUCAGUAAUGCUUCGGACUGCGCUAAGCAUAGAAACCGCACCCAUUCCUCAUUGAAGCCGUAUUUCUGUCUUGUGGAAAACUGCGGAAAAAGCUACACCGAUCCGUCGUCGCUUAGAAAACAUUUCAAAGCUAUUCAUCCAGACUUGAUGCCCAAGUACUCUACAGGACAGUAUAGAGCUUACCAGCCAAAAAUUCAUAGUCACAGGAAAGGAAGCCCGGUUCAUCAACCAGAGCAUCAACUUUCCAGUGCGAUGUGUCUCCCAGUAUUCAAUCCAUCUACGCCGUCAUCACCAAUGAUGCCAAACCCAUUCCUCUUCCCACCACUGACUCCGUUCCCACUCCUUGCAGCCUCAAUGCUCAAAAUGCCGUUGCAGAACUCACUGAUGCAGAAUUCGAUGUGUUCUUUCCCUUUUCCCCAAAACCAGAUUCUAAGCCAGUGCUACCAGUUCACUUACCAAAAAAUACAACAACAAGCCGCCAUGAUCAAUCUUCUGACCCCAUUGUUUAACCAAAUGACUCUCAACGCUAACAACUUUGUCUCUCCGCUCCCAACUCCACCAGCUGAUGUGUCUCCAACCACUAUGACUACUGGAGAUGAAAACCAGUUUUUCAAUUUUGCAGCUAAUCCUGUCCACUCUUGA
Molecule: messenger RNA, 1410 nt
Organism: Caenorhabditis remanei
Lineage: Eukaryota; Metazoa; Nematoda; Chromadorea; Rhabditida; Rhabditidae
Exons: 8
Coding region: 1-1410 (469 amino acids)
Biological process (GO): regulation of transcription by RNA polymerase II; central nervous system development
Cellular component (GO): nucleus
Molecular function (GO): DNA-binding transcription factor activity, RNA polymerase II-specific; RNA polymerase II cis-regulatory region sequence-specific DNA binding
Source: RefSeq, a predicted model, not a curated record